GGCAGCGGAUUUGCUAGCAGACUUGAAGUCAGAAACUAUGUCAAGAAAGCACAAGGAGUCAUUAUGCUUAGUUUGGUUUGUGAAUUCUAUUCUUUGGGCAAGGGAUGUAAAGAAUAAUAUAGAACUUGGUUUGAUUAAACUGUCGGAGGAUCAUGAGGCAUUCAAUAACUAUCCAUGGGGUCAUAAAAGUUUUAAGUUGACUGUUGAAUAUUUGUGCAAAGCUUUGAACCCUAAUGUGAAGACUUCCAACAUCUAUGGCUUCCCUUGGGCCUUCAUGGCUUGGGCAUUUGAAGCCAUUCCUCACCUACGGAGUCAAGUCAGGGACUACUCAGAAGAAGUUUGUUUUCCAAGGAUCCUCAGAUGGUUGACUACCAAAAACAGCAACAAAAAAAUGAAUCUUGAUCCUUUUAACCCCCCCCCCCCCAAGGAAGCAGAAAGUCAGAAUCUGUUGGAAAAUAUCCCUGAAUAGUUUUAUAAGAAG
Molecule: messenger RNA, 481 nt
Organism: Lycium barbarum (goji berry)
Lineage: Eukaryota; Viridiplantae; Streptophyta; Magnoliopsida; Solanales; Solanaceae
Exons: 2
Coding region: 38-469 (143 amino acids)
Source: RefSeq, a predicted model, not a curated record